Molecule: messenger RNA, 1859 nt
Organism: Ectocarpus sp. CCAP 1310/34
Lineage: Eukaryota; Phaeophyceae; Ectocarpales; Ectocarpaceae
Source: the annotation of a GenBank genome assembly
AUGCAGGCGUACAUGGAGCAACCCGGGGACAAUUUAGGCCCCUUUUCAGCCCCACCUUCCGCCCCACUUUCAUCGCGCUCGCAUACGACAACCGGGGUGGAGCCCGCUGUCGUACUCGCAGGGCAGGACCACACCAUCACAAGGGAGGUUAUUUGCAAGGACAGCGCGGGAUUUAUUCACGAGGUGCCGAUAUGGAAUGGAUGCGGAGCGCAGUUUUCGGCGAGGACACCCCAUCACCUGUCAGGGUUAUUACGAGGCUAUUUACAGCCGGCGGCGAGGAGAAAGAGGACAGCGAUGAUGCAGGAACACAUCGCGAGAUGCAUCCAGGGCGCAAAAGACUCCGACGAUGAGGAAAAUGACGACGACACGGAGGGUUCGGACGAAGAGGCGGAGCGCUACAAGGACAUGGAUGACGAGCCCUCCGUACAAAAUCUUAGGGUUUACGCGCGGAGCCAAAUCGCGAGCGGUCUUCGCGGAGACCUAGACGGCGGCAAGAAAUGAUGUGGGAGAGGGUGGACCCCCUCUUCUUCGAGAGGCAUAAACGCUGGCUCGGCCCGCUUUGGAAGAAGGUCAAAGAUCUUGCCCCGACCACGAGCUUGAUUUCCGACGAUUGGAACGGCCACGUUGACUGAGUCCCCGCCUUAGAACACCGUGAGGCUGAUACUAAGGCGGCGACUGCGUUUACCUUGACCCGCUUUGCUGGCUGGGAGAGUAGACUCCUGGCGUGGAUAAGUCAGCCGGAAGUGUUGGAGGCAGGGUUGCGAGACUACCAGGAAGAGAAGGCGUUGCAGUACCUAUCCUGCAUCAUCAAUCACGUGGAGGAGGUGUGUUGAUAUGGUAGUCAGUCAGCGAGUUGGGCAAUUUGUGGAAGGGUUUGCGUGUCAUCUCCGCAUCCGUGUGUGAACAAGUCAAAAAUUUCAUCCUCCUGCAUCUGCACGUUACUGCGGUGAUUCUAGGUCUGAGGGAGCGCGCCGUGCGUUUAUUUCUGGUAGGGAUAGGUGUGAUGGAGCUACCACCGAUUCCUGGUGCCCGGGUCUAGAACCAACCAUCCGAUUUCAUCUUGCUAAUGUGUAUUCCAAGGCCAAGUAGCUGAGGUACUCUCCCCAUGCCCGCGCUCCUCUGAUCGAACCGUUCCCCAUGCCCUCCCCUUAAUGCAGGAGUUGUACAAGGUGUACGUGAAAGAGCGCAAAGAUUCCGUGGCCGUGGAGCUCUCUUACCCGAGUGAAAGGUAUCAGAUCACAAUACCGCGCGGGCAAGUCCUGUACUACAUUGCCGGGUGGACGGCCAGCAAGGCUUGGACGCAUCAAAAAAGAAACAACCUUUCCCAGGAUUGGGUGCGUGUCGUCCAACACAACACUCACCGGUCCAGUGGGGAGGCGAUAUGUACUGAUUCUAUGCUGAGAGAAUUCGUAGCAAAGUCGAUUCGAAGAACGAAAUGAAGAACGGUCCGGGACUUCUUUACCCUACGAUGGAGUGGGUAGAGUUCGUGUAUGCCGUGGAGAGGGGCAUAUUCCAUUUUUUGGAAAUACCCAUCUUCUUUGUUGCUUGCCUUGGAGACUUGCCAGCCGAGAUUUUCAAAGUUGCAAGCGAGGCGGAGGUCGUCAAGGAAAUGUGGGGAAACUGCUGCCCCCCUGGUCCUCCUGCCAUCGAUCCUAGUGUAUCCCAUGAGAUGUUUCUUUUCGUUGUCGGGAAAAUCCUCAACGUGCGAAUGAGUGACUUCGCGAAGAGUGUAAGGGAGAAUACUUCCCUCAAGUUCUUGAAGGCCGCACUUGCUUUGCGGCAACAGCUGAACGCACGGGUUGGGCCAAAUGGAGGGGCGGGGGCCGGUAGUGGCGAAGCAAAGGGGGUUGCACAGGGGG